Thamnophis elegans (Western terrestrial garter snake) is the source of this 3996-nucleotide messenger RNA. RefSeq names its product transferrin receptor (gene TFRC). The transcript is spliced from 19 exons. NCBI's taxonomy places the organism in Eukaryota, Metazoa, Chordata, Lepidosauria, Squamata, Natricidae. Gene Ontology annotation, cellular component: external side of plasma membrane. The record is from RefSeq and is a predicted model, not a curated record. The coding region runs from base 125 to 2425 and encodes 766 amino acids. Gene Ontology annotation, biological process: iron ion transport; intracellular iron ion homeostasis.
UUGCGCAAGGGCGGGGAAGGGCGGGGACUGCGGGCGUCACGUAUCUCGCUGAACGAGCUGCCCUUCGCGGGGGAAGAACCGGCCGGGGAAGGUACCAGUUAAGUAGCUGAAGAAAUCUGGAAUUAUGGAUCACGCCAGGAAAGCAAUAUUUAACAUGUUUGGCGCAGAGCCCCUCUCCUAUACUCGCUUCAGUUUGGCCCGGCAGCCGGACGGGGACUGCAGCCGCGUGGAAAUGAAACUGUCAGCCGAGGAAGAGGAAGCAGGGGAGAACGGCAUGAUCGACCAUCUGCCCCCCAGGAAGGCCAAAUACAGGAACCAUCGGCACCUGUGCUGUGUGUGUGGAGGGGUGGCCCUCCUUUUCCUAAUAGGAUUUUUGUUUGGCUACAUAAGUUUCCGUGCCCGGAUGCCACCAGCGCCAAAGUGUAGCAAUGGCGCUGCGUCAUCGAGUCAGGGGGUCUAUUCGUCUGAAUACUCCGAAGCCAACAAUCCCCCAUCCGAUCCAGUGCUCUACUGGGGAGACCUGAAGAAAUUACUGAACGAUCGGCUGACGCAGGCCACCUUUGAAGGGAUGAUCCGGAAAGUGUCCUCUGGGAAUCACGAAGCCGGCAGUGAACGGGACGAGCUCCUGGCCUAUGACAUCCACAAACAGUUAGAGUCUUACAACUUGGACAGAGUCUGGGAUGACGAGCAUUAUGUCCGUCUCCAAGCCAGGUCUUCAAAUGUAAUUUCUUUGGAAGAUGCUACAAACACAAUGGUGGAGGCGCCCAGGGUUUUUGUAGCCUACAGCGAAAACGGCGAGGUUUCGGGCAAACUAGUUUUCGCCAAUUAUGGCCGUAAAGAUGAUUUCAGAGUCCUCCUCGACAAAGGUAUCGCCCUGAAUGGCACAGUGGUCAUUGUACGAGCUGGCAGCAUUACUUUUGCUGAGAAGGUUGCCUACGCCAAAGCACGGGGCGCUAUAGGGGUGUUGAUCUACCCGGAUCCCGCUGAUUACAGGAGCCUUGGAGAAACGGUGGCUCUUUUCGGACACGCUCAUCUUGGUACUGGUGACCCUUAUACCCCUGGCUUCCCUUCUUUCAACCACACUCAGUUCCCCCCUGUCCAGUCUUCGGCCCUCCCCGGCAUCCCCGUCGCAAGCAUUUCGACUUCUGGUGCAAAAAAAUUAAUCCGUGUUCUGGACGGAUCAGACUGCCCCACCACGUGGCAAGGCACGAUCUUUCGCAAGUGUUCUGCCUCCUCGCCCGGAACGAACGUGAGGCUCAGGGUUAACAACCAACUGGUAGAGAAGGAAAUCCUGAACAUCUUCGGUGUGAUUAAAGGUUUUGUGGAGCCAGAUCGAUACGUGGUGAUUGGAGCUCAGCGCGACGCCUGGGAAGACGGAACGGUGAAAUCUGCUGUCGGGACGGCGCUGUUGCUGGAGCUGGCCCACACCAUCUCCGGGAUGGUCAAAACUGAUGGCUACAAACCUCACCGGAGCAUCAUCUUUGCCAGCUGGAGUGCGGGCGAAUUCGGAGCCGUUGGUGCCACAGAAUGGCUGGAGGGCUACGCCGCUUCUCUGCACCUGAAAGCCUUUGCGUACAUCAAUCUGGACGCCGCCGUUUCAGGAUCCAAGGAAUUCCGGUUCUCUUCCAGCCCCUUGUUGAAGAAGCUCCUGGAGGAAGCAGUCACAGAUGUUGCUUUCUUGCCACUCAAUCUCCGUGCCGCUUUUGCAAGCAAAGAAGUUCCGUUUCGCUUUGAUGACGCAGCGCGAACAUUCAUCGCCUCUUCGGGGAUCCCCUCCGUCUCCUUCAGCAUCAACAACGGCGGAGACUCCUACCCCUACCCCUAUUUUGGCACGGCGGAGGACAAUCCGGGCAAUCUUCUCGCGGUCUUUAGCAACAGCAUCACCACGAUGGAGAAUGCGAUGCGUUUGGCUGCCCUAAUCGCCGGCCGGAUGGCGCUCAGGUUGACCCACGACCGGGAACUCUACCUGGAUUACAAGAGCUACGACAGCCGGCUGCACAGUUUUGUCACCAGCCUGCUCCCUUACCAGAGGGAAAUGAAGAAGCGAGGUUUGGAGAUCCAGUGGCUCUUUCGGGCCCGCGGAGAUUUUACUCGCGCUACCACUGCGCUGACCCAGGAUGUGAAAAACACAGACCUCAACGACAGGGAUGCGUCCCGUCUCCUGAAUGACCGGCUGAUGAAAGUGGAGUACCAGUUCCUCUCACCAUACGUCUCCCCCAUGGAUACGCCUUUCCGCCACAUCCUCCUGGGCUCCGGAUCCCACACCGCCCAGGCCCUGCUGGAACACGUCAGCCUGCUGAAGACCAACUCGAGCGCCUUCGACGAAGACCUCUUCAGGAACCAGCUGGCUCUCUUGACGUGGACCAUCCAAGGAGCAGCCAACACCCUCUCGGGCGACGUUUGGGACAUCAACAACGAACUCUGAAGCCCCUGAUCCCCCCCCCCACCCUUCCAAAAGACCCACACACCCUCUUCCCCCCCUCCCCCCAACCCGUUGCCCAGUUACGCCUUUCCCUUUAGCUUUUCAGCAGAAUUUUUAGAGGCCCCAGAAGUCAAGGAGGAAGGAUUCAAAUCUUGGGAGAGAUUUUAGAUGCGAAUCGUCGUCCCUGCCCAAUGUGUGCAGAGGAAUUCUGUUUUUCGAGUAAGCGAGCCCUGGCUGGACAGAAAGUCCAUAAGCCCGAUCACGUUCCAGUUGGCAUUAAACUCCCGCAAAGCAAAAGGCUUUAAUUGCUAGCCCUCCACGGCUUGUGGGGGGGAGGCGGGAGCCGAGUUCCAGCCUCCCGCACAUUAUUAAGAGCCUUUGCAUCAGCCCUGGAACAUGGAGCCUUCUGUCCGGUUUCCCUCUGGCCGCUUACUCGGGAAAUGAGGUGAAGGGGAUGGGUCCGGCGGGCACGAUUUAGGAAUUAGCAACGGGGGAGCCCUUUUCGGGGAGAGCCGGGUUCGUGUUUGUCUUCUUGCUUUGUGGCCUAUCGGGAAAAUACGAGUGAGUUUCCAUCGGUUGCACUGGGCAGGAUGGCGAGUUCACCUGGGCUCUUGGCCCUGAGAGAUAUUUAUUAGUUAUUUAUUUAUCAGUGACAGUGUUCACUAUAAAUGCUAUUUGUGUUCUACCGAAUAUAAUUAUCGGAAGCAGUGACUUCCAUAAUUAUGACAGUUAUACUGUCGUUUUUUUGAUAUAAGUAAUAAAAAGCAGCAUCUGCUAAACCGUGAGGAGGACUGGAGGUUUGGGGGACCCCAAAGUUUUAGAACCGGGGAAGUGAAUUUCCCUCCGCUGCGGCAUUUUAAGAGCUCACCGGGGAGAAGGUCUUCAGUUGCUGCUUCUUCUGUUGUGGUGAGAGGGCAGAAAACACCCUGGCACCGUCCAGAUGUGCUGGGCCGAGCCCCAGGAUUUGAGCAGCUGUGCCCGCUUUAAAUUCUGGUCGUGUUUGGAAGGUGGCCCCGUUUGACAGCCGACGUUGGCCUCGAUCCCUCUGGGCCAGGGGUCUCCAACCUUGACCACUUUUAAGACUUGUGGGCUACAAUUGCCAGAAUUCCCCAGCCAGCCAUAUGCGUUUCCUUUUCUCUUAACCUCCUAAAGUGGAGAGAUCGCAGAGGAAGGGAUUGCAAGAGAGUCAUAAGCUCUGCUGGGUGAGGAAGUUUUAAAAGUUACCAAGGUUGGAGACCUCUGCUCUGGAUUGUUGCUUCGCUCGACACACUCAGGGGGACCUGGUCCACAUUCCCUAGAUUUCUUCCUAUCCAGAAGCGGCCAGCCACUGCAGACCCCCUCCCCGUGUGGGCUUCGACCUAGCCCCCCCCCCCAUGCCUUUGCCGGCAAGGGCUAAGCAGAAGGGAGCCGGCUACAGGCUUUCGUAUCCAUCUCUGAGCCACUGCCGAAGAGCCUCCAGUCCUGCAGAGUGACGGUGAAUCCCAUUAUCGGGGGCAGGGUCUCCCAUAAUGACCAAGAACAAGGUAGCUUUUGCCUACCAGAGUGUUAUAUCGGAGGCAGUGACCUCCAUAUGU